Ostrea edulis (European flat oyster) is the source of this 1012-nucleotide messenger RNA. RefSeq lists its product as uncharacterized. The coding region runs from base 277 to 963 and encodes 228 amino acids. The transcript is spliced from 5 exons. The record is from RefSeq and is a predicted model, not a curated record. Lineage: Eukaryota; Metazoa; Mollusca; Bivalvia; Ostreida; Ostreidae.
AACCAUUACAUAUCUUCCGCUGAGCUGUGUCAGUUUGUCAAAUACACACUGUAUAGACCCUGAAGCCUGCUACAACACAACUUACACGGAACGGUACGAAACGAUUCUUGCAUGGAGCCGUGCUCGGUUUGUAUGGAACUUCGUUUUAUGAACAGUCCGCACGAGACGGUAAGCAUACACUCUAGUCCUUGAUAAGAAUUCCACAACACGGAGGUUGGAUCAGUGAGAGUCAUCCUCAUAGAUUAUUCUGCUUCUCCCAGACUGAACAUACCCGCAAUGACGCAGAGGAGGUUUCUCUUUUGUAAAUGGAUUCUAUUAAUUGAAGAAUGUUUCGGGUUGUACAUGUGGAGAAUCAUACCACGCAUGACUGAUUUUGGUGUUAUUGAGGUACCUGUGCAAACGGAUGUGAACCAUACAACUUCGUCAUGUGCACUCGAAUGUGAGAUCCGAGCGACGUGUAAACUGUUCCGAAUUAAUAAAUGGACAUCCGAAUGUGAUUUAUAUGAUGGGGGAGGCUAUAAAACAGCGACAACAGUAAUGGGGAACCAGUUCUACCAGAAAGUACCGGGCAGUGCAAACUGUAUCACCGGAAGAGAUGAAUGGUUUCCAGAGUACCAAAAAUGUGUCUGGAUCCACACGGGUGUUCUAAACAACCACGAGGCAAAAGCUCGAUGUGAAUCAGAUGGCAAAAUCAUGAUGGGAGCGAAAAAUAAAACUCAAAUUCAAAGUUUAAUGAAUCUUCUUAAUUUCGAAUGGAUCCAUGUGUACUCCCGAUGGGUAGGACCUAAAUCCUAUGAGUGGUUCGACGGUUCAUCCAUCCCGUCCUCGGGGUGGUGGUGUAACAAUCAGCCAUACGAAGACACUGGAUGUCUGGGUGUCGAUCUCAGCAUGGCCUCUUGGUGUCCGAGCGGGGGCAUAGACGACAUCAUUUGUACAAACGAAAGGCCGUUCUUCUGUGUCUAAAAUGAAACGUAUUCUGUUUAUAUUCUAUUAAAUUUAAGGAUUGAGAUAA